Molecule: messenger RNA, 2984 nt
Organism: Xyrichtys novacula (pearly razorfish)
Lineage: Eukaryota; Metazoa; Chordata; Actinopteri; Labriformes; Labridae
Source: the annotation of a GenBank genome assembly
AUGGCACAACUAUACGUUUACUUUUGUCUUCUCUCUGGUGAGUUUUUAUUAUUAUUAUUAUUAUUAUUAUUAUUAUUAUUAUUAUUAUUAUUAUUAUUAUUAUUAUUAUUAUUAUUAUUAUUUGUUGCUGCUGCUCAUGACGCCUAUAUACAAAUGUAGCAGUUGUUGAAUAAGUACUUUUGUUAUUUUUACUGUGUUCAAGUUAUUAGUUUACCUCUUUUUAAGAAAAUAGAAGCCUUACUAUUUCAGCCAACGAGUUUUGACAUAAAGUUUAAUUAACACUGUGACAUGGACCAACUAUUUCCUUUAUUUUUUCUUACAGCUCUGAGAACGGUGAUGACUUUGACCUUUGAUGGUGGAGUUGGAAGAAAUUUAACCUUCAGAUGCUCAAACUGGAAUGUUUUGAAUGAUGUAAAAGAAAAUGUCAAGUACUUCUGUAGAAACCCUUGCAAACAAAUCAUUGUCAAAGCAGGAUUUAAAAAGUCAAAACGUAAGGAUAGAAUUGAAAUAGUUAACAGUGCAGAGGGUUUAUUUGUGACCUUCUUUAAUCUCCAAGAAUCAGACUCUGGGAAGUAUUAUUGUGGAGUGGAGAGAUUUGGCUGGGAUUCAUACAUAGAAGUGGAUCUAACAGUCAAGGAUGGUAAGUUUAUAUAUAUUUUUUUUAUUCAAAACAUUUCCAUGUCAGAAUCAUAUACCUAUACAAACAGCUCAUAGAUUGAUUGAAACUUCAUAAUGUUAUUUUCAGCUAAGCCUUCCAGACCUAAGAAAACUCCAGAAACAGUCAGUGAUAUGGAAACAACAAGUCCAUCUGCUUCUACAAAUGGCUCCACUGUCUUUACUGACAUGCCAACUACAAAUGAAACCCUAAAUAUGACUACAUCUAUUGCAUCAGCAUCACAUGGAGCUGGUAUGAAGUGCAUCAAUCUGAAUAAUCAUUUAUUUCUAUAUUGUUUUUAACACAGACAUGUUUAUUCUUUGAUUAUAGUUUAACAUUUAAUGUUUAACCAGUACUGUGGUACCAGGAUAAAUGACAAGAGGGAAAUUUUAAAUAUUUUUAAACAACCUCCUACUUGAUUGAUUAAUUAAGAAUACAUUUGCGAUAUUUUAGUUGUAAAUUAAGGGGGGAGGGGGGUCUUGAUCCUAAAUACCAAAACUGUCCAUUGAAGAAUGGUCGAUGUGUCACUUUUCUCAGCCAGCUCGUAUCUUUCAAGAGACACAAGCUUCAUUACACACUAUUCAAGUUUAACGUUUCAAGGAACUAGAGAAAGAAGUGAAAGCAAAUAGGACAUGAGAAGCAGUUAACAUGAUGAUGAAGUGUGAACAAUGUUCUUUUUGUCUUUUCUCGGGUUAGGAAGUGUCCCAUAUCUGGUCAUAGGUGGCAUUGUUACGAUGACGUCUCUGAUGGUCCUUCUGAAAAUCAUGAGGAACAUGAAAAAGAAACAAGAGAGUAAGAUGCAAACAUUCCCGCACUUAUUGCUCAUGUAGAAACAUUAGCAAAGCUCUGACCACAUAUAUCCCAGUCAGUGACUUUUUUUAAAAGUCACUCUUAAAAACUCAUUUUUACAGACUUGUUUUUAUGUGAUCCUGUCUUUUUUUCUUUUUUCAUCUUAUUUAAUCUUUACUGUCGUUUUAGCUUUUGUUACACUUUUAAUAUUUUCGUAUUUAACCUUUCAAGCCUUUUAUUGUUUUAUCUCUUGCUCAUUUCUACUUUUCAGUUUUAUCAUUACUAAUAUUAUCGUUAUUAUUUUAUUACCAUUAUCUUCUUUUAUUAAUUUCUUUUUCCCAUUGAUUUUAUGUUUUCAGCUUUUAUUUUGGUUCCUGUGGUCUCACUUUAUGUUGCAUGGUUCUUGUGUUGUCUAGGCUCCUUAUGACAUAAGAAAAUGGCCUUCAUUUUUUGUUUUUACUUCCUUGUGCUAAGCUCUUAUCCUUUAUGACUAUUUGUCAAAGCACUUUGUAAACCUCUGAUUUGAAAAAUGCUUUACAAAUAAAGUUAUUAUCAUUAUGAUUAUUAUUAUUAAUGACUAAUGUUAUCACUUGUUUUUUUUAGGGGUUAUUUCAAGAGCUCACAUGCCACAAGACGAUGUGGAGGUAAGAUUUCUGAAGCUAUAAAGUGACUUGUAGACUUAAUGAUAGUACAGAGGGUGCCAGCACAGACGCAAUGAUGCAGCUUUUGUUUAUGCUUUAUGCUUAAUCAGUGUCCUCUGACAAAAAAAAAAAAAUCUCAUAAUUCUGACUCUAGUCUGUCAAGUUUAUCAUUUUUAUGAAUAUCUAUGUGCAAAAUGAAAAACAGGGCUGUUUCUCCAGCUGCUUGUCAGACACCUACCCUCCCAUACAAGUUUCAGGCAUUAAAAUUACGCAAUAAAAUCAUCAGACUUGUUUCUGAUCUUCUUACUUCCUUUUAUAUAUACCCUUGAAAGGCCCGUAUAUGAAUGUAAGUCGAUUUCAUGAAAGCAAAAAAAAGUAUUCAGUUUCACCCCCUCCUCACUAAAGUCUACCAUCCUCUUACUUUUGAACUUUGUUUGAGCUUCUCACCAUGUAAGUGUGUUUUAACAUGUGGGUCUUAACUAACCACUUGUGUUUUUCUUACACUUUUCUGUUUUAAGAGUGUCGACUAUGAGGAAAUCAGACAUGAGGACCAGCAAUCAGUCAGGCAAUCUCAGAGACUCACCUGCCUUUAUGACUCUGUGGAUCAACAAAGUGUCUACGCUAAUUGUUCCUCCCACCAAAACACUGAAUUAGAGGCUCAGGCUGACAACAUGUAUUCAAAUGACCCUUAUCUAAAUCAGGCAUCCACCUCCAGGAUCUAUUCAAAGAAAGCUUUUCUAAAGAACAGAGUCACAGAUCUACAAGGUGACUGUUUGUACUCUGUUGCUCAACCACCCAAACAGAGAAUCAAACCUGUAGAGCAAUUUGAACUCAAUCGAUCAGACAGCAAUGAAAAUGAUAGUUUAUAUUCUCUUGCUCAGCUACCACAGACAACUUAA